This is a messenger RNA of Aethina tumida (small hive beetle), 1609 nucleotides long. RefSeq names its product saccharopine dehydrogenase-like oxidoreductase. The transcript has 7 exons. Lineage: Eukaryota; Metazoa; Arthropoda; Insecta; Coleoptera; Nitidulidae. Gene Ontology annotation, biological process: glycolipid biosynthetic process. Bases 136 to 1410 code for a protein of 424 amino acids. The record is from RefSeq and is a predicted model, not a curated record. Gene Ontology annotation, cellular component: mitochondrion; plasma membrane; lipid droplet.
GCGAUUUUCGCUAUGUUUCGAUUUCUCGGUUGGUAGCACUGAAAGGCAGACUUUUUUUUUACCGUAGCGGAUCGUUUUUGUAGUUUGACAGGUAGUUUCGUUCAGGUUGGUUGUGUUUUAUAGCUUCCUCCCAACAUGACAGACAGAUUGGAUAUGUUAAUUUUGGGCGCAACCGGAUUCACCGGUAAACACUGCAUCGCACCUAUCGCAAAAUUGUCCAAGGCUCACGGUAGGAAUCUGACAUGGGGUGUCGCCGGAAGGUCCGAGUCUAAAUUGAAAGAUGUUUUGGACGAAGUAGGAAAAGAAAUUGGACAAGAUUUAUCAAAAAUUCCGUUGGUUAUUGCCGAUAUUCAUGAUGAUGAUUCUUUAAAAUCCAUGGCCGAGAAAACCAAAUGUGUCAUUAAUUGUUGUGGACCAUAUCGUUUUUUGGGGGAAGCUGUGGUUAAGGCCUGCAUUGCUGCCGGUACCCACCACGUUGACGUCAGCGGUGAACCGCAAUACAUGGAGAAAGUACAGUUGGAGCAAAGUGAGGAAGCAGAGAAAAAAGGAGUUUAUGUUGUCAGCGCAUGUGGUUUCGAUAGUAUUCCAAGCGAUUUGGGCGUUGUGUUCCUCGAACAGAAGUUUGAGGGAACAUUGAAUUCAGUCGAAACAUAUUUGAAACGAUGGGAAGAGGGAGAAGUAGCCGCUUCGGGACCAGCAGGGAACUAUGGAACUUGGCAUUCUGCAGUUUACGGAUUAGCACACGCUGCCGAAUUGAAAACUAUUCGAAGGAUGCUCUAUCCAGAACGUUUGCCUAAAUUUGAACCACAAUUACAACAUACUGCUCUCCCCCACAAGGUGGAUCUAGAACCUGGAUGGGCCUUACCUUUUCCCGGUUCUGAUAAAUCAGUCGUGAGAAGAACUCAGAGAUAUUUUUAUGAUACAAAUUCCAAGAGACCAGUCCAAGUAGACACAUAUUUUAUGGUCGAUUCUAUUUGGAUUGUACUAUUGAUGGCGUUCUUUGGAAGCAUCUUUGUGUUACUCACUAAAUUCAAGUGGGGAAUUCAACUACUUUUAAAAUAUCCAGGUCUGUUCAGUGGCGGUUUGUUUGGCACAGAGAAUCCUUCAGAAGAAAAAAUUAGCAAGUACUGGUUCAGCAUUACGUUUCGUGGAAAAGGAUGGAAGGGUGAUAAACAAGAUGGACCAGAAAAUAGGGAAAUUGUGGGAAGAGUCAAGGGAAGAAAUCCAGCAUAUGGCACAACUUGUAUUGCCCUGGUCUUAUCUGCAAUUAUGAUUUUAACUGAGAAGAACAAACUUCCCCCAAAGGGUGGCGUAUAUCCCCCUGGAGCCCUUUUCGCCAAGACAACCUUGAUUAAUGAAUUGAAUGAAAAUGAAGUAACUUUUGAAAUAUUAUCUCAAAAGGACAUCUAAAAUGCAGUGACUGUUUCAAUAUUAAUUAUUAAUUGUAAUCGUGCAUUUAUAUAUUAUGUAUACGUAAAUUUAUUUAAUGUUAUUUGCUGAAGACUUUUGUCUAGUUAUUAUAAUAUUACUAAUAGUCUGAAAUUUAUUGAAAAGCUUUAUAUUUUUAUAUUGUAAUAAUUGAAGUAUUAAUAAAAGUCGGCAAUGGGAA